Felis catus (domestic cat) is the source of this 3672-nucleotide messenger RNA. It is a transcript of the gene CATSPERE, whose product is annotated as catsper channel auxiliary subunit epsilon. Bases 16 to 2832 code for a protein of 938 amino acids. The record is from RefSeq and is a predicted model, not a curated record. Lineage: Eukaryota; Metazoa; Chordata; Mammalia; Carnivora; Felidae. Gene Ontology annotation, biological process: flagellated sperm motility; sperm capacitation. Gene Ontology annotation, cellular component: sperm principal piece; CatSper complex. The transcript has 19 exons.
GACUUGGGCUAAAGGAUGCAGGAACUUAAAAGCUUCACCCUCGUUCCGUCAACUGGGAUUUUCCGGAGUGGUUUUGCUCUUUCACUCCCAAAAAGCACGGUUUCUGCCCUUCCUCCCGUCUGGUUUUACGUUUCCUCCUCCAACCAACUACCAAGCUCAGGGAUAGCGCAGGUAGCGGCGCGCUGGCACGCAUGCGUACUGCGCGCUGGCCCUCGCGGGUGGGGCUCGACCCCGCCCUGCGGCGCCCGGCCCCGGGCACCUCCUCCGCGGGUCCGCCGGCACCCCCGGGGAGCGCGCGAGGGCAGGGUGGGCGUGGCCCGGGCCGUUGGGCGGACGCCAUCCCGGCGCCAUGUCGGCCCAGGGAGUGGCGGUGUUGCUGUCGUGGCUGAGUUGCUGCGGCUCGGCCCUGUGGAGAUUACGUUAGAGUAUGAAGGAACAUCAUUUCUUGAGUGGAGUGUGCCAGGAACUUGUUCAGUGAAAAAUAAAAGCUCAGCGAGGACAGAGCUGCGUUGUUCUUCUCCUGGUGUUCAUACUAUAAGACCAAUUGUUGUGGGCCCAGAUUCAGAAGAAGAACGCAAUUUGUCUGUGCAAAGUUCUCAUAUCUGCUUCCUGUGGUAUUAUAGAGUUAUGUUAUCAUUGUAUGGAUAUAUGACCCAGAAAAUGCAGAUCCCAGUGAGAUUCUACGGAAUGCAAAUGAACCUUCACUAUUGCCUGUGCCUUUGGAGUCAUACCCAAGAAAUCAAUGCCAAAUCCAAUGUCAUGAAGAAUUCCAUAAUACUUAGCAAGCAGUUGGCCACUUUGGGACAGAAGCCUACCAUAUUUACAAGUCUGCAGAGAAAGGUUUAUUUUCCAGAGAGUAAAAUGAAGAAUGGGACCUGGCAUAUUUCAGUGCCAAUGACAACAGAUGAUGUGCUAAAGGAAAUUAAAGGAAAUCAAGUGGCUUUUCAAGACUGCUUUAUUGCAGAUGUUCUUUUCCUGCUGACCUUCCCUUUGUUGACAAUGCCCGAGAUUCCUGACUCUUUACCAAUCACUUCACCGCAAGGUAGCCAGUUAAUAUUAGCCUGGGCUACUUGUGUUCUUUCAUCGGUUGUGGUGGUAGCUGAUAUGGAGACCUUUCAAACCAAUGAUUCAUUCCGUACUUGGACCAGAAUCAGAGUGCCUCCAAACAUUUUGACUGACGAUGAGAGACACAACGUGUCUGAUGUGAACAUAUCAUGGGAUGGAAUAUUUUUUCUAAUAAAUGGUAUUCUUUACAUCAAAACUUUCACUGCGUUCAAAAGACUGGGAAGAAAUGAAAAUCUUCCUGAUGGUGGAAUUAUUGGCAUUACCUCAAGAAAAUGGUGUUGGGCCAGACAUUUAUUAAAGAGUAAAAUAAGAAGUAUCUUCGCAGUCUGGACCAAAAGUGAACUUUAUCUUGGAUAUCCUCUUCUUAGAUUUAUGAAAAUAAUGACUACUGAAAAACUGAAAAGCCUUCUAGAUAUAUCACCAACCGAUACACUAACUAUACACAAUGUUGAGUAUCCAGGACACCCUUUGGAGAUUGCCUUGUUAUUAAGUUACUGCUCUGCAUGCACAGUCAACAAAAAGAUUUAUGUGGUAAUAUAUAAUGAAGAUACAGAGCAGUGGAUGAACCAAGACUUUGCAUUAGAUGUCCCUAGUGACACUUUUGUAAAUGCACAUUUUCUAUAUUCAGCACUUCCAGAAUUACUACUAUGGGACAAACAUAGGGUCUACUAUUGCUAUCACAAUUUCACCGAGACUGGAGUCAUCCAAACACCUACAGAGUUUGGAAACUUAUCAAGGUUGUCACAGAACAGCACCAUUCAUAUUAUUUUCAUCGAUUAUUAUGGAAAUGUGGUGGUGAAAAUGGAAAAUAACAUAAUGUUCUACUUCAAGGCCAAUAUUAAAGACGCAGUAAAACUACACGCAUGGACAAAUAGUACACUGAAGUCAGCAGUCUCGAUGAGUUCCUCUGGGCUAAUGUAUCUCAUACAUGUUUUUGAAAAUGGCACAAUACGUCCACAGGAAUAUCCUUUAAGACUAGAAGCAAAAAGUGUAACUUUCAAUUCAAAAGAGAAAUGCCCCUACGUGGCAUUUCUUAAUAAUAUUUUUAGUGUUUUUUUCUUUUUGGACAAGGGACAGAACGUGUCCAUCUGGACUCAAAUAGUCUAUCCAGAAAAUGUUGGUCUGUACAUUGUGGUGGAAUCAUACGGCCCAAAUAUAUUACAAGAGACAUAUCAGGUUCACUAUGAAGUUGCCCUAGGAUACUGCACUAAAACCAUGACAGUAACAUUUUUUCAAAAUGUAAAUUAUGAGGCAGUAGAUGAUUACUUCAAAUUGCAACACCAGAACACGGGUCUUCUGCUUCUCCACAUGAGGCCUAGUGACUCAGCAAGACCAUGUCCGAUAUCCCAGAAGGUGUUCCAAAUAGCUGUUGGCUGUAAUCCUCAUAAAUACAUUGCUGUUAAAGGAUUUAAUAAAAAAGAAUGUCUUCAGCAUGAUUUCUUUUACCAUAUUGAAAAGUCAUAUUUGAGGAAUAAACCAUCUAAAAACUUGCGAGUAAAAUAUAAUUGGAAAGAAUAUGGCUGCCCAUUGAGACUUGAUUUUCGAGAAAAGUUUCGCCCUUUGGUUCAAUUAUACAAUGAAAAUGGCUACGUUGAAGAUGUGGAAGUCAAUUUCAUUGUGUGGGAAAUACACGGCAGGAACGACUACAGCUUUAAUAAUACCAUGAAGAAGAGUGGUUGUUUAAAUGAAGCCCAGACAUGGAAGUCAAUGAUUGAGCUUAACAAGCACCUCCCACUAGAAGAAGUCUGGGGACCUGAGAUUUAUUAAAUACCUGACAAACACGUUGAAGCAUUGAGAGUAAGUCUUUCUAAAGAACACCUGAAGUUUCAAUUUUUGUACAACGAAAAGACCACUUCUGAAUGCCAACUAUCAGUCCCAUACUAUAACAUUUUCCAUUUUUUCAAUCGAACUUUCUUGAAUUGAAAUUAAUUUAUGUUAUAUGGAAAAUCAAAUCAUAUCUCAUGAAUAAAAGGGACCUAUACAGUACCUGAGCCUGUAAAAUGUAAGUCCUACAACAGGAAUGUUACUUUACUUCUAUAUCAGAAUCUGUGCAUGUCAAGACAGAGAUAUAUAUACAAAACAAUGUGUAUUAUCCUCUAUAUUCCCAGCUCUAAGCAUUCCACUUUCCAUCCACCACUCCCAACCCUUCCAGCAACAUAACCCUAGAACCUUGACUGUGACAAUCCUUUGGACAAUCCUUCAACCUCAAAAUGACAUUCAAUCCGGUGACCCCACCACCCUCACCCCACCCCCAGGUUCUCUUGCUCUUUAUUCAGCUUAAAUUCCAUGGUCAAUAAUUCUAUCACUCUGUUGAUAUGUACCCUGAAUUCCCUCCUUCCUCACACUUCUUCAGACUUGUGUGGCUAAAUCACAACCCUCAUUAAAUCCAACUGUCCACCUUGACGUCUGACUGGUGGUUGGAGGAAAACAUACCCAUGCUGACUGGUUUCACUUUAAUUUCAUGAUUAAAACCAUCCCUUAAUACUGCCCAACAAACAUAAGUGUAUUUCUCCAGAGCAUUCCCUUCUCCCCUCUAGCUAUCACAUACUUUCUCCUCUCUCCUAUAAUCUGCAACACCUCUUCCCCUAGAAAACGACCCUGAGGUUU